Molecule: messenger RNA, 2823 nt
Organism: Betta splendens (Siamese fighting fish)
Lineage: Eukaryota; Metazoa; Chordata; Actinopteri; Anabantiformes; Osphronemidae
Gene: s1pr5b
Product: sphingosine-1-phosphate receptor 5b
Exons: 2
Coding region: 468-1697 (409 amino acids)
Biological process (GO): G protein-coupled receptor signaling pathway
Cellular component (GO): membrane
Molecular function (GO): sphingosine-1-phosphate receptor activity
Source: RefSeq, a predicted model, not a curated record
ACGAAGACAGACGGGGAGAAUGGGAACGUGAGGGGGAGAGAGAGUUUGAUUUAAGACCGGCCCCCUUCAGCGGUUGCAUGUUUGAGCUGAGCGCUGGCUGUACUCCCUCUGCCUCGUCAGUUUGACUCUGACUCGCUCUCUGGCCGCUGGUGUUUGGAUUCUCUCCACUGAGAAGCAGAUGAAGAGCAGGAUAAGAGCGGCGCAACAAUUUCUGGCGAGCGCGUGGAGCAUCGAACCUGGACAAACAGCACCGUCUUCUGGUCAGACGUAGCAAAGCCGGGGGUUCUGGUGGAUUCCGUUCAAUCGGCUUCAUCUAAUUCCUGCAUUUGCCACGAAAGCUAAGGCUUUUCUGUAUCCCUUUUGUGCUCGGAUGAAUUGUUCACAUCUCCUGCCGCCAAAAGCAUGUCGGCAAAGAUGACUUUAUAGCCAUUGACGGGAGGCAGAGUCAAAGCAAACCAGCGUACAGCAUGGAAGCCUCCAGCCUGUUCCAGGCGGGGACCCCCUCCUCUUCGCCCUUGCUGCCCACCUCCCCUGCUCCUUCCUCCCAUGGAUACUUACAGUUCUUCUGGGAGUAUCAAGACAAUUCUGUCAUUGUGGAGCAUUACAACUACACAGGAAAGCUGCAGAAAGACCGCUACCGCGAGGGCCUCCAGCCCGAGAGCAUUGUGUUCCUGGUGGUGUGUCUCCUCAUUGUCCUGGAGAACGCCGUUGUGCUCAUAGCCAUUUGGAGGAACAAAAAUUUCCACCUGCCCAUGUACUACCUGCUGGGCAACCUGACUCUGUCCGACCUGCUGGCUGGAAUUACCUACAUGGCCAACAUCAUCCUGUCGGGACCUAAUACUUUGAAACUGACACCACUGAAGUGGUUCCUGAGGGAGGGGGGGGUCUUCAUCACUCUGGCUGCCUCCAUCAUUAGCCUGCUGGCUAUUGCAAUCGAACGCCAUGUUACUAUGGUGACUAUGAGGCCGUACCACGGAGCCAAGCGGGGGCGGAUGUUAGCACUGAUUGGUGCAAGCUGGGCCCUGUCGGGGUUUUUGGGGGUCCUACCAAUUUUGGGGUGGAACUGCAUCCACAGACUGAGCCAGUGUUCGACGGUGCUGCCGCUUUACGCCAAGAGCUACAUCCUGUGCUGCAUAUCCGUGUUCAGUGCGGUGCUCCUGGCCAUCGUGGUGCUGUACGCGCGGGUUUUCCGCAUCGUCCGCACCAACACGCAGCGGCAGCGGCUGGGCCUCUCGGGCAGCAUGCGAAAAGGCUUGGCGAGGAAGUCGCAGAAGUACAUCGCCCUCCUCAAGACCGUCACCAUCGUGCUGGGUGUCUUCAUUGCCUGUUGGCUGCCGCUCUUCCUUCUCCUCCUUCUGGAUUUCUUCUACCCCACUCGCGGCUGCCCCUUGCUCUACAAGGCCGAUUAUUUCCUGGGGGUGGCCAUGGUCAACUCCCUCCUCAACCCGAUCAUCUACACGCUCACCAGCAAGGACAUGAGGAGGGCCAUCCUGAGGCUGAUCUGUCGGCCGUGUCUGAUGACCAGAGACGGCCAGGUGAAGAAGAUCGGGAUGCCAUUCUUGGAGUGCAGUUUCAGCAAGACUGAGGUGGCGUCUCAGAAGUUGGAUGGAGGAUUGGAGACAACUAUUUCUUCUGGGAACGUUAUCACCACUCCCUCUCCAAUUAAAGCCCUUUACCCCAAACUCUUCAAAUCAUAAGGAGAAGGACUGGCUGGGAGAAUAUGUUAAUGGGUUUCCCACUGAACAGAGGACAUGUAGCUCAUAUUUUAUUUGGAACACAACCAAACCAGGUUGUGAACGAUUCAUGUUGGGACACGUUUCUUACCUUGGCAAAGAUGCAUACUGUAUAACUAUGCAACUCAUUAUAUUACUAUGACCGCAUCCAGGCACUAUUAAAAAUCGAACCACAUUCCACCGUUGAACACGAGACUGUGAGGAAGCCAUUCAAAACAACCCUGCUCAACUAAUUUGCACUGAAAAUUUUAACUGCGGGGAGAAGAAAAACCUUGGAAUUUUUAUCCGUGGUUUUGUUUGUGAGGAAGCCAAAAACUCUCAUGACUGAAAAGAGCUAAUGAAACCAUUACCUUUAACUUUCUGGGGUAAUAGCGACUGAGCAAAGUUGACCUUUGGCCUUUCUGCUUAUUUUUUGUUGUUUAUUUCUGCUACUCGCAGCGGGUAAUCUGAAGAUGCGGUAUUUUAAAGGCCCCGCUGUGCUAGAUUUUCCAUGAUAACACAAUGCGGAGCACCCCGACACCUGUGCACCUGGCGCAGGGAGAGUUACGGCGAAGCAGAAAGAUAACACAAGCGAGCGAGGAGGCGCUGACUCAUAACUGUUAGUUAGGUUAGUGAAGAAUGAUGGCUGUGGGAGGGAGCCAAAGCCAAACCACCAUGUGUUUUGAAAUGACAGAUGGUUAACCUUUCUCAAACAAAGUGGAAAGUUUAUGUCCAACUAUUGUUUUUUGAAAUGUCAGUCUGACAUCUGCAGGAAAAACAUCAAACAACAAAAUGUCAUCAUGAUUCGUGAUUAAACGUUUUCCUUCCACUGUUAUAUGCUGAUGGCUUGACAAGACAAUUAACAAGUCGUUAAUCAUCGCCAUCCAUCGUUCACUAUUUGUUAUGGCAGCAAAACAAUUUCUACUUCAAGGUACUAAAUUGUUUUUGUUAUAAAAUCAGAUUGACAUUUUUCAUUCCAGUGUUUUGUUGGUGCAGUGUUUCUGGAGGCUGUGUGCUUUUUUGUACUGUAAUUCACAUAGUGAACCUUUCAGAUAUUGUAAAUUAUAUGUUUUUUCUGCUUUUCAUAAAAAAAUAAAAAGUCUUAAAUAAU